GGAGUGGGAACGGGCGGGGGUGGGGGGACGGGCCGCACUUGGGGAGCCGCAGGGUUUAUAGGUCACCCGGAAGAAGCGCAGCCCGCGGCCGCAGCUCGGAGCAGGCCCUCGCCCGGACCGCGGUCGCCGUGCUCCUCCCCGCGGCCCCCCGGCGUCUAGGCUAGCCCGCGCUCGCCGAGCCUCUCGCGGCCGCUGCCGUGCGGCCUCAGCGUCGCUUCCGGUAGUUACCCGACCGCCGGCCAUGGCCGCCGCGGGGGGCGCCCGGCUGCUGCGCGCCGCCUCCGUGGCCCCGGGCGGCGCGGCCUAUCGUUGGCUGCUCCACGCCAGACCCCGCGCGGGAGCCGGCUGCCUCGCGGGGCUCGGGGGGCCGGGCCGGGGCGGCGGCGCGGUGGCGCCCCGGACGCUGAGCGUGUCGGCGCCGGCGCGGAGCAGCUCAGAAGAUAAAAUAACAGUCCACUUUGUAAACCGUGAUGGGGAGACAUUGACAGCCAAAGGGAAAGUCGGUGACUCUCUACUAGAUGUUGUGGUUGAGAAUAACCUAGAUAUUGAUGGCUUUGGUGCAUGUGAAGGAACCUUGGCCUGCUCUACGUGUCACCUCAUCUUUGAAGACCACAUAUUUGAGAAGUUAGAUGCUGUCACUGAUGAGGAGAAUGACAUGCUCGAUCUGGCGUACGGGCUAACGGAUAGAUCUCGGUUGGGCUGCCAAAUCUGUUUGACAAAGUCUAUGGACAAUAUGACCGUUCGAGUACCUGACGUGGUGGCCGAUGCCAGGCAAUCCAUUGAUGUGGGCAAGAACUCCUAAGCUAGAAUAAAUUGGAAUAUUUUCACAAAA
Acinonyx jubatus (cheetah) is the source of this 832-nucleotide messenger RNA. It is a transcript of the gene FDX1, whose product is annotated as ferredoxin 1. Gene Ontology annotation, cellular component: mitochondrion. Gene Ontology annotation, biological process: positive regulation of oxidoreductase activity; P450-containing electron transport chain. The coding region runs from base 242 to 802 and encodes 186 amino acids. Lineage: Eukaryota; Metazoa; Chordata; Mammalia; Carnivora; Felidae. The record is from RefSeq and is a predicted model, not a curated record. The transcript is spliced from 4 exons. Gene Ontology annotation, molecular function: 2 iron, 2 sulfur cluster binding.